Messenger RNA from Piliocolobus tephrosceles (Ugandan red Colobus), 2114 nucleotides. It is a transcript of the gene DDX53, whose product is annotated as DEAD-box helicase 53. The record is from RefSeq and is a predicted model, not a curated record. Gene Ontology annotation, molecular function: RNA helicase activity; RNA binding; ATP binding. Lineage: Eukaryota; Metazoa; Chordata; Mammalia; Primates; Cercopithecidae. Bases 83 to 1978 code for a protein of 631 amino acids. The transcript has a single exon.
GGUGACGGGAAAGAGGCCGCAGACCUGAACUUCCAACCGUAUGUAGGCAAGAAGCCGGUGCCGAUACUCCCACUAUCACACAAUGUCCCACUGGGCCCCAGAGUGGAAGAGAGCGGAGGCUAAUCCAAGAGACCUUGGGGCCAGCUGGGAUGCCAGGGGCAGCAGAGGCCGUGGCUGGAGUGGCGCCGUCGGCCAUCAGGGACCGAGAACAGCAGGCUCCCGUGAACCACCACUCUGCUUUAAAAUAAACAACAAUAUGGUUGGUGCGGUCAUUGGUCACGGUGGAUCAAAAAUAAAAGAUCUACAACAUUCGACAAACACUAAAAUACAGAUUAUAAAGGGGGAAUCUGAAGCAUUAGUCAGAAUUUUUGGCAACAGGGAAAUGAAAGCAAAAGCCAAAGCUAUUAUAGAAACACUUAGAAAAAAAGGAAGCUACAACUCAGAAUCCAGUGUGGCUAAUGCUGCAUCCCAACCCCCUACUAGAAUAAAUCUAGGCAGAAAUGACAUUGCUGGAGAAGCUCGGCCAUUGUCAAAUUGGGAUCGAAUUGGGGCAGCAGUCGCAGAGUGCGAAAACAGAAAAUGGGCAGAUCUACCACCAGUUAAGAAAAAUUUUUACAUAGAAUCCAAAGCAACAAGCUGCAUGUCUGAAAUGCAAGUAAUUAACUGGAGAAAGGAAAAUUUCAACAUAAUGUGUGAUGACCUGAAAAGUGGCGAAAAGCGUCUCAUCCCAAAACCAACUUGUAGGUUUAAAGACGCUUUUCAGCAAUACCCUGAUCUUCUGAAAAGCCUAACAAGGGCAGGGUUUGUAAAGCCAACGCCAAUUCAGUCACAGGCAUGGCCAAUUAUUCUACAAGGAAUAGAUCUUAUAGAAGUUGCACAAACCGGAACAGGGAAAACAUUGUCCUAUUUAAUGCCUGGGUUUAUUCAUGUUGAUUCUCAACCAUUAUCUAGAGAGCAAAGGAAUGGGCCUGGGAUGCUAGUCCUUACGCCCACUAGAGAGUUGGCUCUUCAGGUGGAAGCUGAAUGUUCAAAGUAUUCAUAUAAAGAUCUCAAAAGCAUUUGCAUAUGUGGUGGUAGAAACAGAAUUGGACAAAUAGAAGACAUUAGUAAAGAUGUAGAUAUAAUUAUUGCAACUCCUGGGAGGCUGAAUGACCUACAAAUGAAUAACUCUGUCAACCUAAGAAGCAUAACCUACUUAGUUAUGGAUGAGGCAGAUAAAAUGCUGGAUAUGGAAUUUGAACCCCAGAUAAUGAAGAUUUUAUUAGAUGUGCGCCCAGACCGGCAGACUGUUAUGACAAGUGCAACUUGGCCAGAUACCGUUCGUCAACUGGCACGUUCUUACUUGAAAGAUCCUAUGAUUGUUUAUGUUGGUAAUCUGAAUCUAGCUGCUGUACAUACAGUGAAGCAAAAUAUAAUUGUUACCACAGAAGAAGAAAAACGAGCUCUCACCCAAGAAUUCAUAGAGAACAUGUCACCCAAUGACAGAGUCAUCAUAUUUGUCAGCCAAAAAUGUAUUGCUGUUGACUUAUCAAGUGACUUCAAUAUCCAAGGCAUAUCUGUAGAAUCAUUACAUGGCAACAGUGAACAGAGUGAUAAAGAACGAGCAUUAGAGGACUUUGAAAGGGGAAACAUAAAGAUACUGAUUACAACUGAUUCAGUAUCCCGAGGUCUUGAUGUUAAUGAUGUCACACAUGUAUAUAAUUACGAUUUCCCAUGCAAUAUUGAAGAAUAUGUACACAGAGUAGGGCGCAUUGGACGGGCAGGAAAGACUGGCACAUCGGUUACCCUCAUCACUCAGAGAGAUGCGAAAAUGGCCGGUGAAUUGAUUAAAAUUCUGAAAAGAGCAAAUCAGAGUGUUCCAGAAGAUCUUGUAGUAAUAGCUGAGCAAUACAAGUUAAAUCAACAAAAGAGGGACGCAGAAACACGACCAAGAAAACCUGGACAAAGGCGCAAGAAGCUUCAUUAUCGUUUACGUUGAAAAGUUGUACCAGGCUACUAGAAGAUUCCAGGCAUGUUAAAGAUAUGCAGUAUUGAAUAUACAUAAAGAAGUAUUGGAAACACACUGGCCAUUUGAGGACAUAACUAAUUCUUAGAUAAUACUGCUAAACUUUCAA